Molecule: messenger RNA, 5977 nt
Organism: Lytechinus pictus (painted urchin)
Lineage: Eukaryota; Metazoa; Echinodermata; Echinoidea; Temnopleuroida; Toxopneustidae
Product: DNA nucleotidylexotransferase-like
Exons: 10
Coding region: 21-1739 (572 amino acids)
Biological process (GO): double-strand break repair via nonhomologous end joining
Cellular component (GO): nucleus
Molecular function (GO): DNA-directed DNA polymerase activity; DNA binding
Source: RefSeq, a predicted model, not a curated record
ACGAGACUGCAAUAGACAUCAUGGCGGCGCCCGAUCCCAAACGUCGAAAGCAUUUCCACAAUAAGGAGUCGGAGGAAUUUCCGGUGAAAUUCCCAGAUAUAAUCAUUUUCAUUGUAAAUGCAAGGAUCCAGAAAAUACGAUUGAAGAAACUCCGGUAUCUUGGACGAUCUAAGGGAUUCGUAUUAUCGCCUGAACUAAAUGAAUCUGUAACCCACGUUGUGUCAGAACUGAGCUCCCGAGACCAUGUCAUCAGUGUUCUUCAGAGGAUCUGCCGGUCGCAGCGGAAUAAUGAAUUUAAUGCCUUUGAAUUUGCACAGAAGGCAGAACUGCUUUCCCUCAGCUGGUAUACAUCGUGCAUGGAAGAAGAAAAGCCAGUGGAGAUCACGGAUGAACACAGAAUACCUGCUAAAAAACUGCUUGAUCUUGAUGCUUUAGAAGAACAAGAAGGUGAGGAUAAACCAAUUAAUCGCAGGUUUGCCUGCCAGAGGAUAACCCCACUCAACCAUCCGAAUAAGAAAUUCACAGAUGCAUUAGAGUUUCUAGAGAGAGCUGCAGAACUGCGGAUGGGAGAUAAUAGUCGCUCAAGAGCCCUGGCGUUCCGUAAGGCGUCUGCUGCCCUCAAAGCUUUACCGGAAGAGGUCACGAAGCCUGAAGAUGUGGAUAAAUUGUAUGAAAUUAGGGGAGGAAACCACUGCAAACGGGUGAUCUCGGAUAUACUUGAGAAAGGGUACAGCUCAGAAGUCAAAGGAAUUAGCCGCAGCCCUUGGUAUCAGAACAUGUCGCUCUUUACAGGUGUAUAUGGAUGCGGUAUAUCUACGUCAGCUAAAUGGUGUCAGAUGGGAUUAAGAAGUCUGGAUGAUGUGAAGGCUAGUUAUGUUCUUAACCUGACAAGGUCACAACUAAAAGGUAUCGAGUUUUAUGAUGAAUUAAACACACUUGUCACAAAGGAAGAAGCAGCAUGGAUCCAUGAUGCUGUCUCUCGAGAAGUAGCAGCCAUACGUCCUGGUAGUACUGUUGUUAUGACUGGUGGGUUCCUCAGGGGAAAGGAGACGGGUCAUGAUGUUGAUUUCUUGAUAUCCCAUCCCGAGGAAGGCAAAGAGAAAGACAUCCUUGGACCUCUUCUCCAAGCCCUCACCAAGAAAGGUCUCCUGGAUUACACUGACAUCCAGAACAGCACUGUCAACAACACCACCGUCCAAAAGGGUGCGGAUCCGUCAAGGUACACUCUUGAUCGUUACGAGCGUUGCUUCAGUAUCUUCCGUCUCCCGAAGACUGCGCAGAGUAUCCGUGUCGAGACCUCAGAUCCAGAAAGAACUGUUGAGCAGAUUCCUGCUGCGAUGGAUGUAGAUCCUGCAUCCGAGUCAUCCGAUGCUGCGGCUUCCGCAAAUGGAUCAGUCAUUCCAGGUUUAUCCUUGCUUGACAAGACAAACGGAAGUGCCACUUCGGAAGGUGAUAUCUUGCAAAAGACUGUAGCUCCUGGUCGUUCCUGGGUGGCCAGGAGAGUGGACUUUGUCAUAGCUCCUGCGAGUCAGUAUGCCUUUGCUCAACUUGGAUGGACGGGUUCAAAGAUGUUUAAUCGCUCGAUGAGGGAUUAUGCCAACAAAGUUUUGAAUAUGAACCUCUCAAGUCAUGGGCUGUUUGAUAAGACUAAUAAUUGUUCCUUGACUGCCAAUACAGAGGAAGGGAUCUUUGAGUUGCUCAAAUUGGAAUACAGGAAACCAGAGGAGAGGAACUGCUAAGGUAUGGGAAUUCAGUGGAUCUACCAGAGCAUCUUGUUUCGCAUGCUGACUUGUAUAAAAUUAAUGAUGAGCAUGUUCGUCUGGUGUUUGAUGUAGAAACCUAUGCCAGAACUACAUUUAUGGCAAGGUGUAAUUUUGAUUAUGAUAAUAAAUCUUGAUAAUAAAUCUUAUGCUCAAUGUUUAGUGCUAUUGCAUUUAUAAGCAAUAAGCUUUGUCAAAAUGUCAGCGCACUGGUAUACAUGUGCGAUCAGUGUUAAAUUUAGUGCAAGUGUAUCAAAGAUUCCCUUGUACAUCUAAGAAAUUUAUAAGAUAAGUGCUCAUAAAAGGGUGUUGAUGUUUGGUGUUAAUAAAGAUAUCAUAAACAGAAAGCAUUUACAGAAUACUGCCUAGGUGUAAAACUCAACAUGGGUCAAAACUGACAUGACAUAUAUUUCCUUUGAGAUAGAUUUUAUCAAUAAUGAUAUUUUUAUAAUUCAAUUUAUAUAUAUGUAUAGUGGUUUAUCUAGCACACUAUUUUACAAUAUACCCCACCCUGGUGUUGAAUGGAUUGCUACAUGGUGAUGAUAUAGUUGUUACAACAUAAAAAGUGAAUAUAUGAAUGGUUUUCAAGUGUCAGUGAGAUUGUGUAACAUAUUGGCACUUACUUCCUGUUUAACGUUUAAAGGUCAAUUCCACCUCAUAAAAAUUUUGAUUUGAAUCAAUAGAGAAAAUCAGACAAGCAUAAUGCUGAAAAUUUCAUCAAAAUCGGAUGUAAAAUAAGAAAGUUAUGACAUAAAGUUUCGCUUAUUUUUCACAAAAUAGUUCUAUGCACAAUUUAGUUACAUGCAAACUAAAGAAUCGAUGAUGUUCCUCACUCACUUUUUCUUUUGUUUUUUAUCGUUCAAAUUAUACAUUAUUUCAAUUUUUGCAGAUUUGACAAUAAGGACCAACUUGACUGAACCAUAAAUUGUUAAGCAAUGGUAAUUCAACAUGUUCAGGGAGAAAUAAAACUUUGUUUCACAGGACAAUGAGGAGAAAAUUAGAAUAUUUCAUAUUAUUUCAUAUAAUAAAAUACAAAGAAAUAAUGAGUGAGUGAUGUCAUCAGUUCCCUCAUUUGCAUACCGACCGGGAUGUGCAUAUAACUUAUGUGAAAUUAAGCGAAACUUUAAAAUGUCAAAAGUUUCUUAUUUUACAUCCGAUUUUGAUGAAAUAUUCUUGUUGGAUUUUUCUCUUUUAAUUCAAAUCAAAUUUUUGUUGGGGUGGACUUGUCCUUUAAGAAUUUGAAAACUUCUGAACUGAACUUUAGUAUGUCUUGCCUUCUCUAAACAUGAUGUUUUAAUUGUGAUGAAGAUGGUACUUUUAUAAUUCCCUUUAAAAUUCUGUGGUUUCAAAGAGAUUGAAUAUAAGUGAGAACAGUGAUCUUACAGGGUCCAUAUGUAAACCAAUUAAAGCUUUGCUGUGCAAGAAAGGCUUUUACAUUUUCCAACAUUUUCUUAUUGAGUCUCUUCUUGAUUCCCCAUUUUGUCUUGUUUUUUUUUUUAAUAUAUUUUAUUUGCAGCUGAAAUUCUUCAUGCAUUACCAUUUUUUUUGCAUCAAUUUUGUUUUCAGAUCAUUCAUUCCUUUAUUCUUACUGCAAUUAUUUUUACUUUCUGCUGAUUUAUUUGCUUUCAAAAACUUAAUUGUUUUGGUUAAGUUUUUGUUCUGCAUAUUUUUUUCCUGCAUGUUUUUCCAUUGUUAGGUCUGAAGGAACCCUACUAACCCAAAAGUCACGUAUUUCAUUAAAUAAUCCUGCAAGCAUCUUAUCCCCGUCCUCACAUUAAUUGUAGAUAAAACAAUGCAGAAUAACAGGUAGCCAUAAUGAAAGACUCAUAACCCCUUUCAAUUAAAAAAAAAAUGAAAUAAGAAAAAAAGCCAGGUGCAAUGCAUUUGCCAUAAUAGCAUUCCUGCCUUCCCACUAGUUUUUGUUUAUAAUGAUAAUAAUAAUGAUAAUAAUACAAAGGAUUUAUAUAGCAUCUUUAUGAAGCAAUAAGACACCUGCAGGAUUCUUGCUUUGAAGACUUGGUAAGGUCCCUGUAAUCUUUCCACUGUCUUUGCUUGGAUCAAAUGUCAAGAAAUUGAUUUGCCUCCUUUGCUAAGGUGCCAGCUACAUGUAGCAUCAUGAGAAAAAUUUAAAAAUAAGUUUUCUCUUAUUCUUAAAAGGUAAUUAUAAUUAAGAGAAGUAAGAUAAUGUCAUGUUAUUGUAUAAUGUUUUGAAUUGAUAGCUGAUUUUAGAAAAUGCAGGGUAUUCAGAUGAAGGUUAUUUUUAUGAGAUUUUAUGGCAUGGUAAAAUAUAAUGCAACUGUGAAUGAAUUUGUAGAUAAUGUACUUGUGUAGUUUAGUUUGAUUUCUGUAAGACAUGCCACGUGUUUAUUGAUAUUUUGCAAAAUGAUUUCAGAGAAUACAACCUUUAAAAUUGUAUGCACUUUAAAAGAAGCAUAAAACUCUAGAAAAAAAGAAUAAGUGAAAACCGGAGAAAAAAGCAGUCAAGGAAUAAUUAUGAAGAUUUUAAUAUCUUCUGUGUAUUGGUAAAUAUCUCGAGUGAAAUUGAAUUAAGGCUAUAGAAAAUCUGAAAAUCAGCCCUUUAGCUGAAUGAGGAUAUAAACAGUUUUAGGUCUGUGAACAUUAGGUGAAUUUAGGAUUACCAAUUAUCUUACCACUUUUUUCCAUUUUUUUCCCACAAUCUUGAUUUAGAUUCUGUUUCUUUUGAAAUACAUCCAUUUUGGGGCUUUUAUUCAUUAUUAAACAGGGUUAUUAUUAUUUCGCUGGUAAUAUGAAAACUAGUGCAUCAUAAUCCAAUUGUCUGAUUAUUUUCUAACCUUUUCAAGUUGAUAUAUUUAGUUUUUAUAUGAUUAUUGCAUUCCACUUUCUGUUCUAAACAGGAUCAAUUCAGAAUAUAUUUUCAUUUUUUUUUUUGUAAUUUUGAAACAAGUAACCUCUCAUUUUGUAAUAAAAUUACAAUUCAUUGAGUUGCAGUGGGACAUUUAGUCCUUUGAAGUAAUGAAGUCUUAGACAUUAGUUAUUAGUUUGCUUUUGUAGCUGUAGGCACUGUCGGCUUCUUGCAAUACAUGUAGGCUUGUUAAGAUAUAAUAGGGCACUUUGUGGAACACCAGUCCAGUAGUUUUUAUUACAGCACAUAGCCUCCAAAAGGUCUGUUAUAUUGAGAUUACCUAGCCACCUCACUAUUUUCUAUUUAUCACCCUUUAAUUUCUAAUGUAAUCAUGAAAUAAUGAGAUCUGAUAGCAUAUGACAUUGAAUUGGAAAUAUCAUUAGUUCCUCAUUCAAAUGGCUGUGUACAAUUCCCUUGUAUCAGAGUCAGUGUUUGUAUUUUACAUAUUUCAGCAAUUUCUAAACCAAUUUGAUCCAUCAAAUGUUACCUCUGUUUCACUUCAUAAUCUAUGAUCUAACAUCAAUAGGUAGUCAUUUCUAUUCUAGCUGAAUAAGUAGUCUCCUCUCCCACUACUAUACAUCAUAUUUCAUCCUCAUUACAAUUUCUUUCAGAGAGGACUUAAAGCCAUAUGUCAUUUGGUUGCUUACUUCGACACAUUUAUACUUCCUUUGCAUUAGGGUAAUUAAAAAUCAAUUGCAUUAGAUUAGGGUUAUUGAAAUCAAUUAAAAUCUGAUAGAAAUAAUCCUAGGCCACCACUCAAAGAAAUAUAGUUAAAUUGUUUUUUUUUAAGCUUUUCAAGGAAAUAUGUUAUAUCAUUCUAGCUGGAUUAAGGAGAGUCCAAGUAUUGCAACUUAAUAUUUGAGCAAAUUCCACAAUUCAGCAUGUCAUACACUGUUUGAGAUAUUGCACGAUAUUUUUUUUAAUGUAGCAGAUGUUCAACAAUCAUAUUAAGUGUGUAUGUGUGUUUUGUUCACAAUAUUGUCUUCAUGAUUGUCAUACAUGGGAUUGUUUCUUGAAUGUUUGCAUGAAAUGUGAUUAGGGAGUUAAUAUGCAUGGUCAGUACUAGGCUGCAUGAUAUGUAAUGAUAUGUAAUCACAAAGUAUUUCUUGGAAAAAAUGUUUUGUGUCUUUGAAAUUAUCUUUUGAAAGCAAAAUGUCACAAGCAUUGAAAGAUGUUAUACUUUGUACAAUUUUCUUUUCAUGAAAUGAUACACAAAAUACUUUGUAAAUUUAUGUUUUUGUAUAUAUAUUGGGGCCUAUAGGGUCUGUUAUAUGGCAAGAAAAGUAGCUUAGCAUGUCUGUAACCUUAGAUUAUAAAAGCUUGCAAACCAUCA